UAAAUGGUGGUCAACGGUGUCCUUGGUAUGUAGACCUAAUCAGCACACAGAAUACAUGCUAUUCCAUCCCAUAUAGAUUGAAAACUUUUUCGGAAACAUCUGCACGCCUAACGGUGAUUUGGUUUUGUGCAUGAAUUAAAAAAAUGGCACUGAUUGAGAAUUGUAAAACCCAGCAGGCAAAAGAAACAGGGUCGGUGCAAAACCCGCCGUCUGAUGUUAUUGAACUAAACGUAGGAGGUCAGGUAUACUAUACUCGUCUCCAUACUUUAACAAGCAUCCCCAAUUCCUUACUGGGACGGUUAUUCUCCACCAAGAAGGGGUCCUCGAAUGAUUUGUCACGGGACCUCCGGGGACGUUAUUUUAUCGACAGAGAUGGUUUUCUGUUCCGAUAUGUAUUGGAUUAUCUGAGAGAUAAGCAGGUCGUUCUACCGGACCACUUCCCAGAGAAAGGGAGGUUAAACCGGGAAGCGGAAUACUUUGAACUCCCCAAACUGGUCAAACUGUUGGCGUCCGAGGAAUCUAAACAGUUUCAGGACGACCCUUUUCACAGUGAUUUCGACGACGCGUCGCUAGGCAGCGACCAGAGGAUAUAUUCCUCCUACUCUCUGGACCGGAGGUAUGGAUACUUAACCGUCGGUUUCAAAGGCACGUGUGCGGCACCGGGAGGCAAGGACAGCCAGAUUGACCCCAAAUCCCCAAAAGCAGUACCCAGAAUCUUCAUCAGCGGAAGGAUCGGCCUCGCCAAAGAGGUGUUUGGAAACACCCUGAAUGAGAGCCGAGACGCGGACAGGCCUGCGGACAGGUACACCUCCCGGUUCUUCCUCCGGUUCCGUCACUUGGAGCGGGCCUUUGACAUGCUGUCGGAGAGCGGAUUCCACAUCGUUGCCUGUAACUCGUCGAUCACCGCUUCUUCCAUCAGCCAUUACGCACCCGAGAAAGUCUGGUCCAACUUCACGCAGUACGUCUUCUACCGUGGCCCAUCCAGGUGGUCCUCGUCCCACUGCGACUGCUGCUGCAAGAGCCACAGGAGCGAGCGUGAGGGAGAGAGCGGCACUUCUUUGAACGAGCUCUCUACUUCCUGUUCCGAGACCCAAUCAGAAGCCAGCUCCCCUCAGGGCACUGUCAUCUGUGGUUCCGUUAGCCGACAGCCUCACCCCAUCGCCCAGACCCUGGAACGGCCACUGAAGAAAGGUCCCGUUCAGCUGCUCCAGCCGUCGGAGGUGAGGAGGAAGACGGACCUGCUCCGUGUGAGGACCAUGGGGAUCAGGGAGCACCGGGACGCUGCAGCCAAGAGGAAGGCCAACAAGGAGAAGUUAACACCGGAGCAGGAGCUGGAGAGGUGCAUCCAGGACUUCCACAGGAUCAGAAUUCCUGAACGCUUCCCGGAGAGGAAGUACAUGUGGCAACAAGAACUGCUGAGGAAGUACCGUCUCUAA
Oncorhynchus masou masou (cherry salmon) is the source of this 1436-nucleotide messenger RNA. Its product is annotated as BTB/POZ domain-containing protein KCTD16-like. Gene Ontology annotation, molecular function: protein binding. The record is from RefSeq and is a predicted model, not a curated record. NCBI's taxonomy places the organism in Eukaryota, Metazoa, Chordata, Actinopteri, Salmoniformes, Salmonidae. Gene Ontology annotation, cellular component: presynaptic membrane; postsynaptic membrane; signaling receptor complex. Bases 144 to 1436 code for a protein of 430 amino acids. Gene Ontology annotation, biological process: regulation of G protein-coupled receptor signaling pathway; protein homooligomerization. The transcript has 3 exons.